This is a messenger RNA of Zymoseptoria tritici IPO323, 1476 nucleotides long. It is a transcript of the gene MgRHA1, whose product is annotated as putative endo-rhamnogalacturonase. Gene Ontology annotation, biological process: carbohydrate metabolic process. NCBI's taxonomy places the organism in Eukaryota, Fungi, Ascomycota, Dothideomycetes, Mycosphaerellales, Mycosphaerellaceae. The transcript is spliced from 8 exons. The coding region runs from base 1 to 1476 and encodes 491 amino acids. Gene Ontology annotation, molecular function: polygalacturonase activity. The record is from RefSeq and is a predicted model, not a curated record.
AUGCUGACCUCUUCCCUCGCGGCUCUGUGCCUUUGGCUUAGUUGUGUACCUCUCGUUCUUGCACAACUGACCGGACCUGUUGGACCACUCACACCAUUGGCGCACAAGACCAAAAUCUGCAACAUCUUGGACUACGGAGGGGUAGCAGACAACACCACCAAUGUCGCACCUGCCAUCCACAAAGCCUUCGCCGAAUGCGUUCAAAGGUCUCCAGGAACAGUUCUCUACGUUCCGAACGGCAACUACCUUGUGACCGAGUCGAUCGUCCUCGCCAAUGCAACCAAUUGGGCCUUCCAGCUCGACGGCUUGAUUACGGUGGCAUACGGACCCAACUAUGCUGUCCCACGGGAGGUUGCCCUUUGGGGCAUUCCUCCAGAUCCUGUGUCCAGAGCAAACACCAUUGACGGCGAAGGCGAUGGUCGCUUCCUACUGGACGUUAUAUUGAUUGUCAAUGCCAACGACUUUGAAUUCCAUUCCAGCGACGGUCGCGGAGCCAUACAAGGUCAAGGAUACUUGUACCGCAACGCAAACAACGCUGUUCGGCCACGUCUGAUACGCAUCAUUGGAUCGUUCGAUGCAAGUUUUCACGACUUGAUUCUCGUCGACAGCCCGCAAUUCCACAUCAUAACCGACUUUUGCGUCAACAUCGAAGUCUACCAUUUGACCAUACGCGGAGCGAACCUUGGGAGUUUUGAUGGCAUCGAUGUCGUGGGCCAAAAUUGCUGGAUCCAUGAUUGCGAGGUCACCAACCGAGACGAGUGCGUGUCGUUGAAGAGUCCAUCGCGCGACAUACUGGUGGAAAACUUGGUUUGCAAUCAAGCUGGAUCCAGCAUCUCGAUCGGCAGUCUGCAUGUUGGGGCAAUCAUUGAGAACAUUGUCGCUCGCAACAUCUCUGCCAUUGGCGUAAGCAAUAUCAUUUUCAUCAAGACUUAUCCUGGAGGGAGUGGAUUCGCUCGGAACAUGUUGUUCGAAAACUUCAGGAGCAAGGGCUCUCUAUAUGGAGUCACGAUCAACCAAUACUGGAAGAAGAACGGCGACGGGGAUACCAGUGCAGUGAAACUUAGUGAUAUCACUUUCCGCAACGUCACCGGCAGUCUGGUCAACGGGUCCCACAGACCGCCGUUGUUCUUCGUGGCCAACGACUUGGUCAUGACCACCAAUAUCACGGUAGAAGACGUGACACUGUGGACGGAGACGGGAACGGAGGUCAUCAACAAGAUCAACAACGUCUAUGGCCAUGGCGACAGCAUAUAUGGUCCAAACGACGGCCUGGGCGAUCCCAACUCCAAGCUUGUACCCUUCAACAAAACGGCCACUGUCACUACACCUCCCGAUGGCUGGACACUUCCGAACGACCCCUCGUGGGCCCUCCCGGCGGUUGGAUAUGGAACGGACAGCGAGAUUCCUGUGUAUGCUCCGGCUCCAUUGUGGAAAGCAAAGGGUGAUUACGACAAGCAUUACUGGGGCAGCUUUUAG